CCUCGCGCCAGAUAUGUACUGCGAAACAUCAUCUGCUCAACGAGUUGGCAUCAGAUUGUGGAAAGUUAUUUACUUUAUAUGCCUCUAACAGCACUUUCUUGCGAUCUUACUGCAUAUUUUCAUUCUUACAUCAAGCAAACACCUUUAGAUAUUUUGAGCUAUGUUUUCACACGUUGGCUAGCGUCGAUAGCUGCUAACAUUAGCUUGUCUGCCACUUGAAAGUCCAGAUGUGGCCACCGUCUCGCUGCUAAGUGAAGUAGGGAGGCAGUCAUGUCGAUGCCGCUGACAGCUGAGCAGCAGCGAAUGAUUGAAGAGAACAGAAGGAAGGCUUUGGAGAGGAGAGCCCAGAGGCUUGCACAGAACGCGAUUGGCCCAACGGACCGAAGCACUACAUCCGCACCGAAGCGGUUUGUUCCACCUUUCGGGCAAGAAGCACGUCUCACCGGUAACCACAAGCACGCAACGUUCGCCAAUGCCAAUGGAGUCUCUUCAUCAACAAUAACAUCGACCAGAGAUGCACCACCUCCUGCCAAGCGCCAACACGUCAACCAGCCCGUGAUGACCACUGGCAGCAACAUUAGUAGUGUGAAGCCUGCUCAGCUCAGUUGUCAGCAGCCCUCUCCCAGCAGUGCAGCACUGGGCUCCUUCUACAAACAACCAAACAAACCCACCUCAGACUCUACAACAUUAAAGGCCGGGCCUGCUAGGAAGCCUGCUUUAUCAUGGGGCAAAUGUGUGCCGCACGCUGACGGACGUUUCAGGGUGGAGGUGGGCUACAACGCAGAGCUCAUUGCUGCUUUUAAAUCCAUCCCAUCCAAGAUUUACGAUCCUGUCAACAAGAUGUGGAGCUUCAGCAUGGAGGACUACCAACAGCUAAUGACCCAAGUGGCAUCAAUUGCGUCGGUGUCUUUGAGGCCCCUGGAAGGCUCGGACGCACUGGACAUGGCGGCGUUGACCAGCCGAGCUCAAGACGGUGCUGCUCUGACCGCUCUGCUGAAGCUGUGCAACGGUUGGCAAAAACCAGGGGCCAAUGUCCAGGGCCAGUGCGUCCUGGUGUCGCCCUCCAGAUUUGAAGUUGAUAUCAGUUACCAUGACGACGCGAUUGCAGCAUUCAAGCAAAUGCCGACAAAGUCUUACGACAUGAAAACAAGGAAGUGGACGUUUCUACUGGAGGACUACAAGAGACUGAUGGAGCUCCUCGGUGGGAUAGCAGCCGUUGAGGUGGAGCCUCUUCCCCGGGCGGUGGUCCAGGCCUUUUCUGCCAGCUUCGAGGGGCCUCGAGCCAGGAGCUUAGAUGUCCCUGAGGCCGACCUGUCCUCUGUUGACCCCACGAUCACCAGCAGCCUCUUGCCCUUCCAGACGGAAGGAGUCAAUUUUGCGGUGUCCAAACAAGGCCGCCUGCUCCUGGCUGAUGACAUGGGCCUGGGGAAAACCCUGCAGGCCAUCUGCAUCGCUGCCUAUUACAGGAAGGAGUGGCCUGUGUUGGUGGUGUCUCCAUCUUCUGUGCGCUUCACUUGGGCUGAGGCUUUCCGUCGCUGGCUCCCUUCUCUGAGUCCCGACAGCGUCAAUGUGGUGGUGAAGGCCAAAGACAACCUGCGGGCAGGCUUGGUCAACAUCAUCAGCUACGACCUCCUAAGCAGGAUGGACAAACAACUGCCAGGGAAUCCGUUUGACGUCCUCAUCAUGGAUGAGUCUCACUUUCUAAAGAACAUCAGGACGGCUCGUUGUAAAGCUGCUCUGCCAUUAUUGAAGGCAGCUAAGAGGGCCAUUCUCCUUUCGGGGACCCCUGCUAUGUCCAGACCCUCUGAGCUCUACACACAAAUCCUGGCUGUCAAACCUACGCUAUUCCCUCGCUUCCAUGAAUUUGGGCUGCGCUACUGCGCUGCCAAACAGCUGGCCUGGGGUUGGGACUACUCAGGCUCCUCCCAUCUGGGCGAGUUAAAGCUGCUGCUGGCCGAAUGUCUGAUGCUGCGGCGCCUUAAGUCGGACGUCCUUUCCCAGCUUCCCUCCAAACAGCGUAAGGUUGUCACGGUGACCAUCGACGGGGUCAACAACCGUACCAAAGCGGCUCUGUCGGCCGCCGCCAAGGUGUUAGCAGGGGUACAUCAAAAUAAAAAGGAUGAAAAAGAAGCGCUCCUCAUUUUUUACAACCACACAGCCGAAGCCAAGCUGCAAGCCAUUGCGGAGUACAUCACAGACAUGCUGGAGUGUGGGAGGGAGAAGUUCCUGGUAUUUGCCCAUCACAAGUUGGUCCUGGAUCACAUCACAAAUGAACUUGUUAAAAAGGAUGUUUCCUUCAUUCGCAUCGAUGGCUCCACGCCGUCCGGUGAGCGCCAGCAUCUGUGUGACAAGUUUCAACAUUCGGGUAAGACCUGUGUGGCUGUCCUGUCCAUCACUGCCGCCAACAUGGGCUUGACGCUGCACGCCGCCGACCUGGUCAUCUUCGCUGAACUGUUCUGGAACCCCGGGGUUCUUAUCCAGGCUGAAGACAGGGUCCACCGCAUCGGUCAAACAAACAACGUGAACAUUCACUAUUUGGUCGCCAAGGGAACAGCUGAUGACCACCUGUGGCCAAUGAUCCAAGGAAAAAUGAAAGUGUUGGAGCAGGUCGGCCUGUCCGAGUCCAACCUCUCAGCCAAUGCAGUGACAGCUCAAUUCCACUCUAAGGAUCCCAAUCAGAGGAGCAUUGCAGAGAUGUUUGAGAGGUCUUUCAAUGAGGACGACGCCAUGGAUGCAGGACACCAGUAAGACGAUGCAACUUGUACUGUAUGUUCAGUUAAACCAUCAUGGCUGAUAGAGACAUCCAGACAAAUCUUUUUAGUCACCCGAAGAAAGGAAAAAAAAUAAAUGUGUAUAUUAAGUAAAGACUGGAUCAGAGACAAAAUACUGCAAGUUGACAGAUUGUUGUCCACAUUUGCUUCUAAACGGGCAAGCAUGUUGACAGCCGUUUCAUUCAAGAGCCAUUUUCAUGUUUGGUUCCAGUGAUGAUCAGUGUCAAAACUCUGAUCCUUCUUUCACUUCGGUGGUUGGACUGUAAGGGUUUGAUUCCUGUGUAUCACCUAAGUGUGAAGGACAAAACAAUGAGGUCAUUUUGUUAUCAAAAUAUAUGCUGUACAUACAGGCGCUGGCUUGAAUACAAACUCCAAAAAGAAUAAUAAAUACAUGGUUACUUGAAUACC
Molecule: messenger RNA, 3179 nt
Organism: Hippocampus comes (tiger tail seahorse)
Lineage: Eukaryota; Metazoa; Chordata; Actinopteri; Syngnathiformes; Syngnathidae
Gene: smarcal1
Product: SWI/SNF related, matrix associated, actin dependent regulator of chromatin, subfamily a-like 1
Exons: 17
Coding region: 271-2748 (825 amino acids)
Biological process (GO): DNA repair; replication fork processing
Cellular component (GO): nuclear replication fork
Molecular function (GO): ATP binding
Source: RefSeq, a predicted model, not a curated record